Molecule: messenger RNA, 4542 nt
Organism: Amphibalanus amphitrite
Lineage: Eukaryota; Metazoa; Arthropoda; Thecostraca; Balanomorpha; Balanidae
Exons: 29
Coding region: 202-4200 (1332 amino acids)
Cellular component (GO): extracellular region
Molecular function (GO): chitin binding
Source: RefSeq, a predicted model, not a curated record
GGCUCUCCCACGCGGCACGGUACCACGGCCGGAGCUCACUGACCAGUGGCGCCGGCCGUUCGGCUGCAGCGCGUGCCGCGUCAGUGUCCAUCUGUGCCCGUCUGAGGCUGCCUCUGAUACCUACAGCACGUCCAUCCGCCGCCCUGCCCACUGCACUGGUCACAGGAGAUCGGCUGUGUCCGGAGUCGGACAGGCGGAGCCAUGGCUGCCGGCGGUCAGCUGUGGAUCCUCUACUGCUGCCUUCUGCUGACGACGCAUUUGACCGACGCUGGCAAGGGACGGAAGAAGGGUAACGGCGUGAAGGGCUUCCUGUCGGAGUUGCAGACGGUGCUGGACAGCCGGAAGACCAAUAUGGCCAGGAUGGAGGGCUGCGGAGUGGACAAGGUGGGUGCCGAGUGUGAGCGCGCCACCGCCGACGACGACGGGCCCGUGCGACCCGACGAGAAACGCAUCCGGGCCGCCAUGAUCCCCAAGAGCGAGCGCGAGGCCGUGUCGAGCAGCGGUCGGAUCGUCAACUCCGAUGCUGAGGAGGAGCCGGCCGAACGGCAGAUAUUCCUGCCGCCGGGGGCGACCGCAGCCGGCGGCCAGUCGAAGGCCACCACGAGGAUGUUGUACAGUAAUAUGGCCCAAGAUCUCGGCGGAAGUGUGUCAGGUGCAUCUCUGGCAAGAGACGCCGGAGGCGUUUCAGUUGCCAAAGCGAAGAAAGGUCCGUGUCGCACCCGUAACGGAAUGUUUCCGCACAAGAACCCGACACGCUACUACCACUGUACCGGCGGCCGGUACGUCGUGAAGAAGUGUGCCAAAGGGCUGGCGUUCGACGCCAAAUUGCAGUACUGCACACCGGCAAAGUCGCCAGGGCUGACCGGACGGAGCGCGGCCGGCGCCAUCCAGAAAGGCGUGGCGACGCUCGCUGCCAAAGGACAGGGAGCUGUUGCGGACGCGGUAAGCAGCGGGACUGGCAACUUGCUCCUGCAGGCCCGGAACAACAUAAGGAAGCUCCAGCCAUCCGAACAACACAUCGAGAGCAACGUGCAGCGGGCCAUGAAAGAUAGAAAACGUGGCUGUUUCUGCUCCGUGACCCCCACACGGCGGCCGUGGGAGGCGCGGUACGCCACGGUCGACCAGUGCUGGCUGGAGGCGCUGCGGCGCGGCGUGCGCUAUCUCCUCGUCGGCACCGGCGGUUGUCAGUUCUGGAGCAGCGUGGCGCCGCUCACCAUCGGCUCGUGCACCGACGCCGCCUACCACAUCAUCGACGUCACCUUCUUCCAGAAGGACCUGGCGCGCCUCCAGCCAGACAUGCAGUUCUGGGUGUCAGCCCGCUCCCCGUCCGACGUCAUCUGGGGCACCGUGUCCAACAUCGCCUACAAGCCACUGGACAUCAGAGGCUGCGGCGAGCUCUGCUACAAGUUCGGCCAGGACUUCGCCAGGGUCGACUAUCGCGGCUGCCGGUGCGGUAUGGCCGGCCGGCAGACGGUGACCAUCCCGCAGGAGGACCUGGCCUACCUGCGCCGUCGCCAGGCCGCGCUGGACCCCGGCUUCACGGUGCAGCUGCAGCCGGCCGGCCUGGCCGACUGGGAGUGCACGGCCGCGCCGGCCCACUUUGUGCGCGUCACGGCCGCCGAGAGUCUACAGGAGGCACUCAUCGCCUGCCGCGAGCGGCGCUUCAAGUUCCUCACGCCGGGAAAGGACGGUUUCUACUGCGGCAACAGCACGGCCAACCUGGAGCGUUUCUCGCGCACCCAGUGCCAGAUGAACGUUACCACCACGCGCGCCUAUUCUGUGCUCAGCAUCCAGGCCGUCGAGCGGCAGAUCGUCAUGGUCGAAAACACCGUGUACGACUACGUGUUCUGGUGGGUGUCGAGCCGGUCGCCGGGCGUCUUCUGGACCUCGCUGCUCGGCAUCACCCAGCUGGAGCAGUGUGUGCUCAACUGUGACCGGCGCUUCGUCGCCGUCGGACCGGAGGGCUGCUUCUGUGGUAGCCUGCGAGAGGGCGUCACCAACGUGCACGUCAACGAGUGGGUGGUCAAAAGCGCCAACGCUCCACACAACCCCUCGCAAGGAUACCUGAUGCUCGACAAACGCGGCUUCGUCAACGUUCCUGAGGGCUGGCACUGCACCAGUGAGCCCAAACAUUGGAAGAUCUAUUCCAGGAUGGUUUUCUUCGACCAGUGUAUGAAGCUUUGCAAGGACGACAAAAAAGAGUAUGCAGCUUUUGGAAGACUGGGCUGUCUGUGCGGGAGCAGUCAGGACGGCCAGCUGCGGCGGCUGCCGAUGGCCCGCUGUCAGGACGCUGGUGACGACUCGAAGGCCUACUCACUGCUGUCGGUUGACGUCUGGACCAGGAACGUCGCCACCGUCACCGCCCAACCGGAACACCAGCGGGUCUGCUGGGUGGGACAGCGGCCAAGCGGCGUUCAGUGGGAGGUGCAGCCGGGAGCGAACGUCCUAGAGCAGUGCGUCAACACGUGUAACGACCAGAGAGGCGUCAGCCUCAUCAUACUCGGAGUGAAUGGUUGCGAGUGCGGCUUCGGAUCGCCAAAUGUCAAGACAGAUAAGCUCUGCAAUCCGCUGGUGAAAAACGCUCGCGUUUUCUUACUCGUCCACAGAAAGCAAGCCUCCAAAGGUUACGUUCCACCGAAGUUUGAAUGGAUCGUGAAGGCGAACCUCACCAAGACGGACCAAGAUCUGAACGUCAGCGUCCAGCCGUGGAUCAAACUGACCGUCAAGAACACGAACCAGACCCGCUCUCGGACGAUCCGCGGCGGCUUCUUUGUGCAGACGCAGUCGGCCGACCAGGCGCGUACCAACGGCCCCGACUUCUCAUCGGUGGUGGACGGGCGCAACUUCUCCGUCACAGACGUGCAGGACGUCACCGUCAUCACCCAGAACUCCAGCAACCUCACCAGAGACGGUUCGGUCCAAGGUGGACAGAUAGGAACUGCAGACCUCACCUCUCAAAAACUAGUACAGAAAGAACGUAGCGAACAGGAUCUGAAGACCAGCGAGCAACACAACAUCAAAGCUGGACGGAACGAGAUCUCUGUCAACUCUGUGAAGGACAGCAACCUGACUAUGGACGAGGAGCUGCGAGAUCAGCUCACUGUCGACGGCUACAAGAAACAAUACGUGAAGGGCCACCGGACCACGCAGACCGCGUCCAGCUUCACCAACGAUGUAGACGAGAACGCCAUUCGCUCCACGCGAGUCACGUCGGACAUGCUGAAGAAGGAUCUGCUAGUGAACCAAACAUUCGGAGACUCGAUGUCAAUGGAUGUGCGCAUGAAUCGACAGAACAAUAAGAUAAACAAGGCCACCGAGCGAAACGAGGGAAGAUCCGUCAUAUUGGAGAUUCACGUGGAGGGCCAGUGCUAUGACGGGCCGGCCAACUGGACCGGGUGGACGCGAGACUCGGCCGCUCGCGGAUCGCCCUUCACCUGCCUAUGCUCCUGUCUCAUGGACAAAAAACUCUUCUACGCAAUAUAUGACGGCGGCAACUGUUUCUGCUCGUCUGAGGGCGGCCAGUUCGGUAACGACAUGGGCGUCAUCACGACGAACGGCGAGUGUCCCGACGGGGGACGGAGCGUCUACGACGGCAUGCAGCACACACAGCACCUGGGCCGCUUCUGCCGCGGCCGACAGCAUACGAGCAUCCAACAGUUCUUACAAAAGGCACAAAAUCAAGGAAACAAGGUUGUGCAGUUUAAGAACAGUGAACUGAUGGAGGCCAAUAUCAACUCCAGCAGCAUUCGAGGGACCCAUCUGAACAGCACCGACACAGCGGCGGCCAAAACGGUGCUCCGCUGGCACGGCAAGGAGGGCGUCACCCGCGACAGGUGGAAGUCGCGCUUCGUCAAAGGUCUGCUGCGUAACCUGUACGGUCUGCGGCUGCACGUGCACCGCCGCCAGGACUACAUCGAGCGCAUGAACCUGACCACGCGCGAGCACGUGCGCACCACGCACUCGCAGCGCGGCGUGCCGUUCGCCAGCGGCGACGCGUACACGCUGCGGGCCAGCAGCAGCUCUACAGCCAGCGAGCAGGGCGGCCGGCUGCGGCUGCUGUCGGGCAGCGGCGGCACCACGGACAGCGGCGGGCCGGCCUCACUGCUCGGCACGGCUACAAAGACGGUCACAGAGCCGCUGGUGAAGGCCAGAGAAGCCGUGACGAACACGGCCACGUCCCUGCUACGCUCCGCCGGCUGAGCGCGCCGAGUCGGUCGGCCCGCGCGGCUCCACAGCUACACAUGGAUGGGGCGUGACCCUCCAAUAUGUAAACGGAAUAAAGUGAUAACCGAAAAUGUUCGUCCGACGUAUCGUUUAAAAAGAUCAGUGGCUGUACUGAAAAAGUUUUGAUUGUGACAGUUUAUGAACGGUGUUUUAUAUAAACCUUUUGCUGAACUUCGUUCAUGCGACGCGUUCAAUAGCGAUCAAAGACAAUCAGCUGCCUACUGUAUUGAAUGGGGCUUUAUUGUGAUUUUUUUUUCAUCAAUCAGUGCCUUCCUCUAUUAAGUCGGAAAAUAUAUUAAUAAACGUACACCGAUAGUA